AUGAGUGGAAGAUUUGUUCGUGCAUCCAAAUAUCGUCAUGUAUUUGGACAACCUGCUAAAAGAGAACUAUGCUAUGACAACAUCAAAGUUACAACUAAUGCUUGGGAUUCAAACAUCAUAAAAGCAAAUGGUAAAUACAUUUCAGUCAACUGGAACUCUUCUGGUGGUGGUGCAUUUGCUGUUAUCCCAGUUGAAGAAGUUGGUAAAGCACCUGAUAAAGUUCCAUUAUUCAGAGGACAUACUGCUGCAGUUUUGGAUACUGAUUUCAAUCCAUUCAACGAUAACAUUAUCAUAUCAGGUUCUGAUGAUGCCAAAAUCGGUAUUUGGAAAAUCCCAGAAGAUUAUUCAUUCCAUAAUUAUGUUGAUGAAAAGGAUGAAAUAAAAGACAUUUCACCAGUUGCUUUAUAUUCCGGUCAUAAAAGAAAAGUUGGUCAUGUUCAAUUCCAUCCUAUUGCAGAAAACGUUGCAGCUUCAUCUUCUGGGGAUUACACUGUUAAACUCUGGGAUGUUGAAAAUGGUAAAGACAAGAUCACACUUACUCAUAAAGAUCUUGUUACUUCAUUUUCUUUCAACUACAAUGGUAACUUGUUAGCAACAACUUCUCGUGAUCGUAAACUACGUGUUUGGGAUAUAAGAUCAAAUGAAAUCGUUAGUGAAGGUCCAGGACACACUGGUGCUAAGAAUUCAAGAGCUGUCUGGUUAGGAAACUCAGAUCGUAUCGGUACCACUGGGUUCUCACGUUUAUCUGAUCGUCAAUUAGGUGUUUGGGAUGCAACUAACAUUAGUGCAGGGCCAAUUGGUGGGUUCUACACUGUUGAUUCAUCUGCCGGUAUCAUGGUUCCAUUUUAUGAUGACUCAAACAAGAUAUUGUAUGUUGGUGGUAAAGGUGAUGGUAACAUUCGUUACUUUGAAUUCCAAGAUGAUGAAUUGUUCCCACUUUCUGAAUAUCAAUCAACAGAACCUCAAAGAGGGUUAGCUGUUGCACCAAAGAGAACUGUUAAUGUUGCUGAUAAUGAAGUUGUCAAAGUUUAUAAAACUGUCAAUGAUUCUAUAAUUGAACCAAUUUCAUUUAUUGUUCCAAGAAAAUCCGAUAAUUUCCAAGAUGAUAUUUAUCCAGAUGCACCAUCUUCAAAACCAGCAUUGUCAGCUGAAGAAUGGUUUGGUGGUAAAUCAGUUGACGGCCCAAUUUUAUUCUCUCUUGAAUCAGUUUAUGAUGGGACUGAACCAUCUUUCAAAGCUGCUGAAGCAGCACCACCAUCAACUUCAGGUUCUUCAAAGAAAGAAGAACCAAAACCAAAAGAAGAAUCAAAACCAGUUGAAAAGGAGAUUAAACCAGAAGUCUCAAAACCAAAAGAAGAAACCAAACCAACAUCAAAAGAAGAAUCCAAAGUUUCUACUCCGGUUCAUUCCUCACCAAAAGGUAGUGUUGAUGAUCUUUUGAAAAAUAAUGAAGUUAAUUCAUUAUUGAAAAAAGCUGCUGAUUUAGAUGAUGAUAAUGAUAGUAAAGCUGAACCUAAAGAUUCUGAAUGGGAUGAUGAUGAUAAGAAACCAAAAACUUUUGAAGUUAAAGCUGAAGCAUCUCCAAAAGUUGAACCGAAAGUUGAACCAAAGGAGGAAAAAGCUAAAGAGGAUCCAAAACCAGAGCCAAAAGUUGAACCAAAAGCUGAAUCAAAAGUUGAGCCAAAAGUUGAGUUAAAACCUGAACCAAAAAUUGAAUCAAAAGAGGUCAAAUCUGAGCCAAAGGAAACAACACCACAACCUGAAACCAAAAAAGACGCUUCCUCUCCAGCAAAGACACAAACUUUAAAAGGUUCAAUUGAAAAAAUCAAUCAAGUUGCAGAUAAUCUUGAAAGGGUUGUUGAGAAAUUAGUUGCUGCUAAUUUAGAUAAAGAUGAAAGAAUCAAAGCACUUGAAGCGAAAGUUCAAGAACUUAUUGACAAAAAAUAG
Messenger RNA from Hansenula anomala, 1947 nucleotides. It is a transcript of the gene CRN1, whose product is annotated as coronin. The record is from RefSeq and is a predicted model, not a curated record. The coding region runs from base 1 to 1947 and encodes 648 amino acids. Gene Ontology annotation, molecular function: actin filament binding. The transcript is spliced from 3 exons. Gene Ontology annotation, biological process: actin filament organization. NCBI's taxonomy places the organism in Eukaryota, Fungi, Ascomycota, Saccharomycetes, Phaffomycetales, Wickerhamomycetaceae.